CCAUAAUUCUACAGAUAGAAUAAAAGUGAGAGUAUGGGAUGAAGAUGAUGACAUCAAAUCUAGAGUAAAACAACAUUUCAAAAAGGAGUCUGAUGACUUCCUUGGGCAAACAAUCAUUGAAGUAAGAACACUGAGUGGAGAAAUGGAUGUGUGGUAUAAUUUAGAAAAACGGACAGACAAAUCAGCUGUCUCUGGUGCUCUUAGAUUGAAAAUCAAUGUUGAAAUAGAAGGAGAGGAGAAAGUUGCUCCCUAUCAUGUGCAGUACACCUGUUUACAUGAGAAUCUAUUCCACUACUUGACAGAAGUUAAAUCUAAUGGUGUGGUAAAAAUCCCUGAAGUUAGAGGUGAUGAUGCCUGGAAGGUGUACUUCGAUGCUGCUGCACAAGAAAUUGUAGAUGAAUUUGCAAUGCGUUAUGGAAUAGAAUAUAUUUAUCAAGCUAUGACGUAA
This is a messenger RNA of Meleagris gallopavo (turkey), 448 nucleotides long. The record is from RefSeq and is a predicted model, not a curated record. Lineage: Eukaryota; Metazoa; Chordata; Aves; Galliformes; Phasianidae.